AUGGGUGUUUGCCAGUCGUGCUGCGGCGGGAAAUCUCGCGAUGGACUCUACGAACCCCUACUACAAGAAUCCGAGCGAGAGGCAGUAUCCGAUCUUCUGCAAUAUCUUGAGCAUCGCGGAGAGACCGACUUCUUCUCAGGCGAGCCUCUUCGCGCCUUGAGCACCCUCGUCUUCUCCGACAACAUAGAUCUCCAGAGGAGUGCGAGCUUGACUUUUGCCGAAAUUACGGAGCGAGAUGUCCGAGAAGUUGACCGAGAUACUCUGGAGCCGAUCCUCUUCCUCUUACAAAGCCCGGAUAUUGAGGUCCAACGGGCUGCCAGUGCAGCCUUGGGAAAUCUUGCCGUCAACACUGAGAACAAAGUCCUCAUCGUGCAGCUUGGAGGCUUGACACCACUCAUACGCCAAAUGCUAUCUCCUAACGUCGAAGUCCAGUGCAACGCCGUUGGAUGCAUCACGAACCUCGCUACACAUGAGGAUAACAAAGCAAAGAUCGCACGAUCUGGCGCGCUUGGCCCAUUAACACGCCUGGCGAAAUCGAGGGACAUGAGAGUUCAACGGAAUGCAACCGGUGCUCUGUUGAACAUGACACACUCUGACGAGAACCGCCAACAGCUUGUGAACGCAGGCGCCAUCCCUGUAUUGGUUCAACUCCUCUCAUCUCCCGACGUCGACGUCCAGUACUAUUGUACCACCGCUCUGAGCAAUAUCGCCGUAGACUCCAACAAUCGACGGAAACUUGCAUCGAGCGAAACAAAGCUCGUCCAAUCCUUGGUGAACCUCAUGGAUUCCUCCUCGCCCAAAGUCCAAUGCCAGGCCGCCCUGGCACUCCGUAAUCUGGCAUCGGACGAGAAAUACCAACUUGACAUUGUCAGAGCUCAAGGCCUGAACCCAUUACUUCGGCUUCUCCAGUCGUCCUACCUACCUCUUAUUCUUUCCGCAGUCGCCUGUAUACGGAAUAUUUCGAUACACCCCAUGAACGAGUCUCCUAUCAUCGAAGCAGGGUUCUUGAAGCCUUUGGUGGAUCUGCUUGGGUCAACGGACAACGAAGAAAUUCAGUGUCAUGCCAUCUCGACGCUUCGCAACCUGGCCGCAAGCUCAGACAGGAACAAGGCACUUGUUCUCGAGGCCGGUGCAGUCCAGAAGUGCAAGCAACUAGUUCUCGAUGUCCCGGUUACUGUCCAGUCCGAGAUGACAGCUGCCAUUGCGGUUCUAGCACUCUCGGACGACUUGAAGACUCACCUGUUGAACCUAGGAGUCUUCGACGUACUCAUUCCCUUGACUCACUCGCCAAGCAUUGAAGUUCAGGGCAACAGUGCUGCGGCUCUGGGUAAUCUGUCAUCUAAGGCAGUUGGUGAUUACUCCAUCUUUAUUCAGGACUGGAAGGAGCCAAACGGUGGCAUUCACGGAUAUCUGAGCAGGUUCCUUGCUAGUGGCGACGCUACGUUCCAACAUAUCGCCAUCUGGACCCUGUUACAACUGCUCGAGUCGGAGGACAAGACCUUGAUUGGGCAGAUCGGCAAAUCGGACGACAUCGUCGAGAUGAUCAAGCAGAUUGCAGACCGCCAAAUUGAACCCGACAACGAAUUCGCCGACGACGAUGAUGAAGGCGAGGUCGUCAAUCUCGCACAGCGCUGUUUGGAACUGUUAGGGCAGAGCAUGUCCAAGGCGCAUAUCGAGGGCUGA
This is a messenger RNA of Truncatella angustata, 1683 nucleotides long. Its product is annotated as armadillo-type protein. The record is from RefSeq and is a predicted model, not a curated record. The transcript is spliced from 7 exons. The coding region runs from base 1 to 1683 and encodes 560 amino acids. Gene Ontology annotation, molecular function: protein-membrane adaptor activity; protein binding. Gene Ontology annotation, cellular component: fungal-type vacuole membrane. Gene Ontology annotation, biological process: vacuole inheritance; nucleus-vacuole junction assembly. Lineage: Eukaryota; Fungi; Ascomycota; Sordariomycetes; Amphisphaeriales; Sporocadaceae.